UUCGUCGAUUUGGGAUUGCUUGCCAAUGUACUACUCCGGUGACACAUUUUUCCUACUUACUUUGCAGGUUUCUGCAGCACUUGAUGCUCUUGUGGACAUUGCCGAUGGAAGAAUAGAUAUCCAUGUCCUCAUGGCUCUUGCAGCAUUUGCUUCUGUGUUUAUGGGGAACUCAUUGGAGGGUGGCAUGCUUCUUGCCAUGUUCAGCUUGGCUCAUACCGCCGAAGAAUACUUUACGAGGAAGUCAAUGGUUGAUGUGAGAGAACUGAAGGAAAACCAUCCAGAAUUUGCACUGUUAUUAGAAACGAGUGGAGACGAGUCAACACGGUUUUCUAAUUUAAGUCAUACCAAGGUUCCUGUGCAGGACCUUACAGUGGGUUCUCAUAUUUUGGUCAGAGCUGGUGAGGCUGUGCCUGUUGAUGGAGAAGUUUACCAAGGUUCAUCGACAGUCACAAUCGAACACCUCACUGGUGAAACGAAGCCUCUUGAAAGGACAGUGGGGGAUGCUAUACCAGGUGGUGCUAGGAACCUGGAAGGAAUGAUGAUAGUACAGGUUUCUGCAGCACUUGAUGCUCUUGUGGACAUUGCCGAUGGAAGAAUAGAUAUCCACGUCCUCAUGGCUAUUGCAGCAUUUGCUUCUGUGUUUAUGGGGAACUCAUUGGAGGGUGGCCUGCUUCUUGCCAUGUUCAGCUUGGCUCAUACCGAAUACUUUACGAGGAAGUCAAUGGUUGAUGUGAGAGAACUGAAGGAAAACCAUCCAGAAUUUGCACUGUUAUUAGAAACGAGUGGAGACGAGUCAACACGGUUUUCUAAUUUAAGUCAUACCAAGGUUCCUGUGCAGGACCUUACAGUGGGUUCUCAUAUUUUGGUCAGAGCUGUUUACCAAGGUUCAUCGACAGUCACAAUCGAACACCUCACUGGUGAAACGAAGCCUCUUGAAAGGACGGUGGGGGAUGCUAUACCAGGUGGUGCUAGGAACCUGGAAGGAAUGAUGAUAGUGCAGGUGACCAAGUCAUGGGAGGAUUCCACACUCAACAGAAUUGUCCAGUUGACUGAAGAGGGCAUGAUAAACAAGCCAAAGCUGCAAAGAUGGCUAGACGAAUUUGGAGAGCACUAUAGCAGAGCUGUUGUUGUACUGUCUUUAAUGGUUGCACUACUGGGACCAUUACUCUUUAAGUGGCCUUUUUUCGGUAACUCAGUUUGUAGGGGUUCAAUUUACCGUGGAUUGGGGCUUAUGGUGGCUGCAUCUCCAUGUGCAUUGGCGGCUGCUCCCUUAGCAUAUGCCACUGCUAUCAGUUCUCUUACAAGGAAGGGAAUUUUGUUGAAAGGCGGGCAUGUCUUAGAUGCUCUUUCGGCUUCUCAGUCUAUUGCAUUUGACAAGACAGGCACAUUGACAACCGGGAAGCUUAUGUGCAAAGCAAUUGGGCCCAUUCAUGGACAUUUGAAUGUGAGAAAUGGUCUUAACGUUUCUUCUUGCUGUACUCCCAGCUGUGAAAGUGAAGCUCUAGCAGUUGCCGCAGCCAUGGAGAAAGGAUCAACCCAUCCUAUUGGGAGGGCAGUGUUACAUCACUCUGUUGGGAAGGACAAGGACCUUCCAAAAGUUGUUCUACAAAGCUUCGAGUCCUUACCUGGUAGAGGAGUUUUUGCUACUUUAAGCAUCACAAAGGCAUCAAACAAUGAAAACAAACUCUCUACGGCUGCUAUCGGUUCUGUGGAAUAUAUUUCUUCGCUAUACAGAUCAAAUGGUGAAUGUGAGCAGGUACAAGAGGCAAUAAAAAGUUCUGCAUAUGGUCCUGAAUUUGUCCAAGCUGCUCUAUUAAUGGAUAAAAAGAUGACCCUUUUCCACUUCGAGGAUGAACCCCGUCCUGGUGCCCGUGAAGUUAUAUCCGCCUUAAGAGAGAAAGCAAAACUUCGCAUCAUGAUGCUCACUGGAGAUCAUGAAUCAAGUGCUCUGAGAGUUGCUAAAGCUGUUUGUAUUGAUGAAGUGCACUGCUGUUUGAAGCCAGAGGACAAACUGAGUAAAGUAAAAGCAGUUUCAAGGGGAGGUGGGAGUUUAAUAAUGGUCGGCGAUGGUAUAAAUGAUGCGCCAGCUCUUGCAGCUACAACUGUUGGCGUCGUUCUAGCUCAACGUGCCAGUGCAACAGCAGUAGCUGCUGCAGAUGUUCUGUUAUUGCAGGAUAAUAUCUGCGGGGUGCCAUUUUGUAUUGCUAAAGCUCAUCAAACAACUUCACUGGUCACGCAAAGUGUAGGGCUUGCCCUAACUUGUAUCCUUCUUGCUGCGCUUUCUUCUGUCUUGGGAUUUCUUCCUCUUUGGUUGACGGUGCUUGUUCAUGAAGGAGGAACCCUUCUUGUCUGCUUGAACUCGAUACGAGCCCUCAAUGCCCCUACAUGGUCUCUGGCAGAUGAGAUCCGACAACUUGUUGAUGGCCUGAGGAAGUAUAUCUCGGCAAAGUUGAACAACUGCUCAAAUUAUGCAGCUAAUACUGCCCGUUGUAGAUUUGUAUAGUGACAAAUAUCUACAUGAACCGUUGGAAUUUAGGUGGAGGGGUUAUGGACCUAAUAUUUGUAGGUUGUACUCAGCUCACCACCAUGUAAGUAAAUAAACAAUGCUGAUCAUCCUGUAACUAAACAUCUGAUCAGGCUUGUUCGAUCCUUCGUAAAUAUUUUACUCCUGGUGUUUUUAGGGGUAUUUACUCC
Molecule: messenger RNA, 2694 nt
Organism: Triticum aestivum (bread wheat)
Lineage: Eukaryota; Viridiplantae; Streptophyta; Magnoliopsida; Poales; Poaceae
Product: probable cadmium/zinc-transporting ATPase HMA1, chloroplastic
Exons: 15
Coding region: 26-2503 (825 amino acids)
Biological process (GO): monoatomic cation transport
Cellular component (GO): membrane
Molecular function (GO): ATP binding; ATP hydrolysis activity; ATPase-coupled monoatomic cation transmembrane transporter activity
Source: RefSeq, a predicted model, not a curated record